AUGUUCCAAAGUAGGGCCUUGUUAUGGUGGAAUGCUACUUUUGCAGCUUUAGGUGAAACUGAAAAAGAAGGUAUGMCUUGGGAGUCUUUCAAAACUCGUUUUAACAAGCAGUAUUGUCCAAUUGAUCUACAAAAACGAUUAGAGAAGGAGUUUCUUGAUCUUAAUCAAGGAAAGAUGUCAGUGGUGGACUACGAGACCGAGUUCAAUYAUAAAGCACAGUUUGCCACACAGAUUCGAGAUGUCGUCGCCAAUCGUGAUAUUUCAGAUUUUGAGAAAGCGGUGGAAUUUGCACGACGACGCGAACACGAUUUGACCCGCUCGGAUCGUAAUCCAGCUCCGCCAUCCAAGCGACCUCGAAUUGAAGGUGCCAUAUCUGCACCAACACAACAAUUUUCUAGGAAUUUCAAUCCGAGAUACGCUCAAUCCCAAGCUAGAUCGCGACCUCAAUCUCGGUCCCAAGCUUAUAGCCUUCAGUCAAAUGCUCCUCCACCCUGUUCUGUUUGUGGUAAGGCUCAUCGGGGCCGAUGCAACACUGUUCGCCCUGAAGUUAGAUGUCAUGGUUGUGGUGAAGUUGGACACGUGAGACCGAACUGCCCGAGGAGGGAUAUGACAUGCUACUCAUGUGGUGCUAUAGGCCAUCGUCAAAGAGAAUGCCCUCGAUCUAAACCUGAGGAAAGUAAGGCUUCUGUUCGCCGACCUUCUACUAGUGGUGYUGCUCAUCAAAAGGAGGAGGUACCGCGCGUCCAGGCCAGAGCUUUUCAAAUCACUGCUGAGGAAGCUCGAGAUAAACCGGAUGUGGUUAUGGGUAUAUUUCUCGUUAAUUCUCCUCCCGCUCGUAUCUUAUUUGAUUCUGGUGCUAUUAAUUCAUUCGUUUCUCAUACGUUUGCUCGAUGUUUAAACUUUGUGCCAUAUGUGCUUGCUAAAUCUUUUUACGUUGACACUGCUGAUGGCACAUCUAUGCUAGCUGAUAAAGUUUACAAAGAUUGUGUGUUGCAAUUAGAUGAGCAUGAGUUUUUUCGUAGAUCUUGUACUGAUGGAUAUCCAUAG
Messenger RNA from Cynara cardunculus var. scolymus (artichoke), 1047 nucleotides. RefSeq lists its product as uncharacterized. Gene Ontology annotation, biological process: positive regulation of cytoplasmic translation. Gene Ontology annotation, cellular component: cytoplasm. Gene Ontology annotation, molecular function: mRNA binding; translation regulator activity; zinc ion binding. The record is from RefSeq and is a predicted model, not a curated record. NCBI's taxonomy places the organism in Eukaryota, Viridiplantae, Streptophyta, Magnoliopsida, Asterales, Asteraceae. The transcript has 2 exons. The coding region runs from base 1 to 1047 and encodes 348 amino acids.